AUGGAAAGUAACGUAACAACAGAGAAGGCAAAUCAAGAAAUCCGUAAGAAUCGUGCAAAGAAAUUAUUAUCGGAAUUCGCCGAGAACACUACAGCUCAUGGAUUCUCCCAGAUACCAUUAACAAGAAGUACCUGGAUAAAGUUAUUUUGGUUGUUUGCAAUCAUUGCUGGCCAAAUUGGUUUUUUCUUUCAAAUGAAACCUUUAAUAUUGCGAUACAUAAAGAAGCCUGUCAUCACAAAAGUGUACCAUACUACUAAUACUGUACUGCAGUUUCCCGUCGUUACCAUUUGCAAUAUGAAUCCUAUCAGAAAACAAAAAGCUGAUGCAUUAUUUAAUGGCAGCUUUAAUGUACCUAAGGCAACUGAUGCAAAAAACAGUAUUACUGAGCCAUCAUUCUCCGAAAGUGUGCAAAUGUAUCAAAUCGUAACAGAAGAAGGAAUAAAUAUCGAAAACAAACGUAUAAUACUUUCCAAUUUAAGUUACGAAUUAGGAAACAAAAUGUUUAAGUACGGGCAUCAGUUUAAGGACAUAGUUGAAAGUUGCAAUUGGAUAUAUUAUUACGACUGCAUGAACUCAAGAUUCUGGAAACAAUAUUGGCAUUGGAACUAUGGUAAUUGUUUUGCCUUUAACAGUGGUUAUACUCAAGAUAAUAAAAUUAUUCCUCCGUUGACUAUUUCCCAAACAAAUACUCUUCGCAUUUUGAAAUUAAAGUUUAAUAUAAAUCUAGAGGAAUAUUAUUCACCUCUGACAGAAGAUUCUGGUAUAGUACUACAUGUUGGUGGCCAACAUAGCGCAAAAAGUUUAACUGACACCCAUUACCUAUCUCCCGGCUUCUCGUAUUUGGUUUCUAUGGAAAAAUAUAAACGGAAAAGGGCUGACCCAUUCAAAAAUAACACUUGCAUAAAACACUAUGAAACUGAUUUGGGGAAACAGCCAAACAAUGAUCAAAGAGUGAUCAAGAAAUACUCCAGACAAAUGUGCAUUAAUGUUUGCGCUGCUCGAGCUACAAUAAAGGAAUGUAACUGCUCGCCAUAUUGGCUGCCUUCCUUGAACAGCAGCAGGCGGUGUGGUUUCAAGGAUAAACAAUGUGUUUAUGCUGUAGACCAUGAGUAUAUGACCAACAACUUGACAUGUCUCAGUGAAUGCCGGUUACCUUGUCAGGAAACGAAUUAUGGCUUAAGCAUAUCAUCGGCCAAGUUUCAUUUGAAUGAGAAUGCAACGGUGCAAAAAAAUAAGUUGACAGCUUUUUUUUCUUUCAAAAAGCCUGAAACAGUUGUUAUGGAAGAUGAAGAACACUACAUGAUUGAGAAUUUAUUAAGCGACAUUGGUGGACAACUUGGGUUAUGGUCUGGCAUUUCAGUAUUGACUUUAGUUGAGGUAAUAUUUUUCUUUGCAUACAGUGUGCGCACUUUGAGUAAGAGAAAGUAAUAGAACGCUAUCUCAACGGAAGAUUGACAUCUUCAUGAUAACUAUAUAAUUAACCAUAUUUUGUGUUAUGUGUUAUAACACAGAAUAUAGAUCAAAACAAAUUAAUGAUUUUUUAUAUUCUCUAAGAAUAUGCAAGUGAUUGAGAAGCACACGACGCUUAAAAUUGAGUCAAGUAUCACACAUGUUUUGUUAUUGAGAAGAAUGCAAAAAACAAAAUAACAGAAUCGAUCUGUGUUUAGACAUUCUUUUAUAUUCCUAUGGCUGUAUAAUUGUAAUUUCAAUUCCCCGUUCCCUCUAUACGGCUAAUUCGCAAUGCAUUAUGGUAGUUGUAUUCUACAGUUUUCCCUCCCAGAAGCGAGAGUUUGUAAAUAAAUAACAGCAUUCUUUUUAUUGUGGCGAUAAUAACAAAAAGCCGUUAUUGUUUGUGAUAAUUUUCAAAUCUCCUCAAGAAAAUCAUUAUCUCCCUUAUCCAAAACCCGUGUUAUUGAU
Molecule: messenger RNA, 1917 nt
Organism: Hydractinia symbiolongicarpus
Lineage: Eukaryota; Metazoa; Cnidaria; Hydrozoa; Anthoathecata; Hydractiniidae
Product: acid-sensing ion channel 1A-like
Exons: 1
Coding region: 1-1428 (475 amino acids)
Biological process (GO): sodium ion transmembrane transport
Cellular component (GO): membrane
Molecular function (GO): ligand-gated sodium channel activity
Source: RefSeq, a predicted model, not a curated record